Aspergillus ruber CBS 135680 is the source of this 1302-nucleotide messenger RNA. RefSeq names its product urease accessory protein UreF. Gene Ontology annotation, molecular function: nickel cation binding. The record is from RefSeq and is a predicted model, not a curated record. The transcript has 2 exons. Lineage: Eukaryota; Fungi; Ascomycota; Eurotiomycetes; Eurotiales; Aspergillaceae. The coding region runs from base 49 to 984 and encodes 311 amino acids.
CCCCGAGAUGACGGCCAAUGGCUCUGAUUUUUGGAUAAGAAAGCCUCCAUGAAUACAAAGAAUAAUACCGAAGAUUUGGAGCAGGAGAUUGCGGAUCUCGAGUCUCGUCUACACAAUGCAAAGGCGCAAUUAGCAUCUUCGCACCUUGCGCCGCGCAGCGCAAAGCCCUCAUCCUUGUCGCGUGAGCCCAAUGGGAUACCUCCUUCAAUCCCUAUCCAUCAUGCCUUGCUUCUCCUGUCAGACUCCGCCCUGCCGCUGGGCUCAUUCGCGUACUCCAGCGGUCUCGAGUCCUAUCUGGCGCACAACAAGCCUCUCCCGCGGUCAGUGACCUCAAUCGCAUCGUUCCGCCGAUUCUUGAAACUCUCCAUUGCAUCGCUAGGGAGUACUUCGCUCCCGUACGUCCUGAACGCCUACCGAUACCCAGAGACAUUGGAAACAUUGGAUAACGACCUGGACGCAUCGACACCGUGCGUGGUGGCGCAGAGAGCAAGUCUAGCCCAAGGACGAGCGCUGCUUGGUCUUUGGGAACGGGCUUUCCGAGGAUCGUAUGGUUUGUACGCGUCUUCUGGAUCUUCUAUGGCCAAUGGCGCUGGCACUGCUGUCAAUGCCGUGAAAGCCCUCGAAGACUUUUUGGAUGCGCUCAAGUCUUGCUUUGACCAUGUAGACGAACUCGGACCCAAGGGACAUUUUUCGCCACUGUGGGGUGUGGUUUGUUUUAUUAUGGGCAUGGAUCUUCACCAGACGGCCUAUGUCUUCAUGUUGAACCAUGCUAAAGCAGUUCUCAGCGCCGCGGUGCGGGCCUCGGUCAUGGGCCCCUACCAGGCUCAGGCUAUCUUGGCAAGCAAGGGACUCCAGGAAAUGAUUAUGCAGCGGAUAGAACGGGAAUGGGAUACCAACGUAGAAGAUGCAGGCCAGGUGGUUCCGCCGCUGGACCUAUGGGUUGGGAGGCAUGAGCUUCUUUAUAGCAGAAUAUUCAAUUCAUGACAUUUAUGCCGAAAACAAAGAAAACUCAACUGUGUCCUUGAUCUCAAAGUAGAAUUCAUCAUCGUCGCAAUAAACGCCAUCGAUAUCACUGCAUUCAGCCAUCCAUCUUUUACUCAUCCAAACGGCCCUAACUAAUCCUACAUUUCGCGAGAAAGUCGGAAAUGUGCGCCUGCGAUAUUCCCACCCGUGUGCCAGUCAAAGUCACCGAAGUGGGUAUCCAAAAAGCAAUAAAAAAGAAAUAUAAUCAACAAACGUGGCUUGAUGGCCAGAAUAUCCACCAUUGCUCUGGCCGAUAUGCAAAAGAAGACACUUGCCCAG